Molecule: messenger RNA, 3259 nt
Organism: Drosophila obscura
Lineage: Eukaryota; Metazoa; Arthropoda; Insecta; Diptera; Drosophilidae
Product: protein escargot
Exons: 2
Coding region: 1063-2550 (495 amino acids)
Biological process (GO): regulation of DNA-templated transcription
Molecular function (GO): RNA polymerase II cis-regulatory region sequence-specific DNA binding; DNA-binding transcription factor activity, RNA polymerase II-specific
Source: RefSeq, a predicted model, not a curated record
UUCAUAGGAAUAUCAACCCUGAUUCUGUUCGCGAGGUGUUCUUUCUGGUCUGAAUAACUAGACUUUUGCAUAAUAGUGAAUAAAGGAUUAAGUGCAGCAGUGGACUUCUCUCACUACUUUGGCGGCGGCAAAAAAAACCUUCAUUAAUGCAAAUCGGUACCUGGCCUCCCGUUUAAUCUUUGACAUUUGAUCGAGUCAAGAGGUGCGUGCCCCUUCUCGUACGCACGCACGUGUUCGCCACCUACCUGAUGUAUAUUUUUUGUGCGCGUACGGUGCAGGUCAACUAAUGACCCAGAUGCACCUGAUAAUGAGGCAAGUAGCCCUUGUCGUUAAUCCCCCCUUUCUUUGGAUAUUCCCGAUUUUCUCUAUCCGCAGCAAACAACAACCAUUUGUUAAUCGACGCAGAAUCAUACGCUCCACUCCACUCCACCUAAUUGCGCAUUGAGUUAAGAAAAAGAGAGUCACACGAACGAGAGACGUCUCUCCAGCAGCCUCUCACCAACACCAGCACAGAAAGCGUGUGCAGGCAAACACCAGUGCAAUUAUAACGGUGUUUAUAUUUAGCUGUGAAUCGUUGUUGUUGCGACGGCGUCGGUGGCGAUUGGUGCAAGUGUAUGGUGCACGUUUGCUCACGUUUGUUUCGUACAUAAGCGAGCCGAAACAGGUUUGCCACCCAACGCUACGAUUGGCCGAACGCACGCACCCACACACUCGCAGCACACACAUUGCCCAUGCAUGUGCACGACUACCUGAAUGUAAACGCACGCCGCAGAGAGCGCUGCGCUCUUUCUGCUCUUUCGCUGCCUGCGCUGCUGGCUUCGGGUUCUGCUCGCGUAUAAAAGACCCGCACAGCAACAGACUCGCUCUGACUCCGCUGACACCCGCCUCGCAACGAGCAUCCAAGCAAUAGCGACAAAGCAAAAAGCGACCGCGCUUCGUUUCUGAGAAUAACAACGUUCGUUCUGUGUUUUAGUGUGCGCGAGCAAUGUGGUUGAAAUAAUUGAGAAACAAUUUGAGAACUUUUAAUUUGCAAAAGCAAUCGACAAUAUAUAAAGCAACAAAAUGCAUACCGUGGAAGACAUGUUGGUGGAAAAAAACUACAGCAAGUGUCCUUUGAAGAAGCGGCCCGUGAACUACCAGUUCGAGUCGUCCGCGCAGACCCCCGUCAAUGAGCCCCAGGAUCUUUGCCUAAAGAAGGAGGAUGUGGAGGUGGAAGCCAACCAUGCGACGGCCUCAGCCUCGGAGGAGGUGAUCAACGUCAGCGACUGCUGCGAGGACGAGGGCGUGGACGUCGACCACACCGACGACGAGCAAAUGGACUUGGAGGAGGACGACGUGACCGUGGACUGUGUGGACGUAGACAGUGAUCCCAACCAGACACAGGCCGCCGCCCUGGCUGCAGCAGCCGCCGUGGCCGCCGCAUCUGCUGCCGCUGCAGCCGUGGUCGUGCCCACCCCCACGUAUCCCAAGUAUGGCCUACAGCCAUGGAACUUCCACAUGUCCCCGUACACAGCCGAGUUUUACCGCACCAUCAACCAGCCGCACCUGGCCGCCGUUGCCGCCACCGCUGCCCAGCAGCAGAUAUCCCCACUGCGAGGCGACCUCCUGGCGCCCAGCUCGCCCUCAGACUCUCUGGGGUCGCUGUCGCCACCGCCGCACCACUACCUGCACGGCCGGGCCAGCUCGGUGUCGCCCCCGAUGCGUUCCGAGAUCAUCCACAGGCCCAUCGGAGUGCGCCAGCAGCACCGGUUCCUGCCAUAUCCGCCGCUGCCCGCCGCCGCCUAUCACCAGCAGUCGCCCUACCCCGCCCUGGGCUACCACCACCACGCGCCCAUCUCGCCGGCCUACUCGGAGAGCUCCUACUACUCCAUGCGCUCCAUGACACCCGAGUCCAGCUGCUCCUCGGUGCCCGAGGACCUCUCGCUCAAGCACAAGCCGAUCGGUCAGGAGGCCGCCAGCAGCAUCAAGGCGGGAGCAGGCCCCAAUACCAGUGGAUCCGCCAGCAGCUCGGCCUCGCCGAGCCCCGCCAAGAAGGACAAGUCGCCACCACGCUACCAGUGCCCCGACUGCCAGAAGUCCUACUCAACCUUCUCCGGGCUCACGAAGCAUCAGCAGUUCCACUGUCCCGCGGCUGAGGGAAACCAGGUGAAGAAGUCCUUCAGCUGCAAGGACUGCGACAAGACGUACGUCUCGCUGGGCGCCCUCAAGAUGCACAUCCGUACCCACACGCUGCCCUGCAAGUGCAACAUGUGCGGUAAGGCCUUCUCGCGCCCCUGGCUGCUGCAGGGCCACAUCCGCACCCACACCGGGGAGAAGCCCUUCAGCUGCCAGCACUGCCACCGCGCAUUCGCCGACCGCUCCAACCUGCGGGCCCACCUGCAGACGCACUCGGACAUCAAAAAGUACUCCUGCAGCAGCUGCUCCAAGACCUUCUCGCGCAUGUCCCUGCUGACCAAGCACUCCGAGGGCGGCUGUCCGGGCGGCAGCAGUCCCAGCUCCAAUGCCGGCUCCGCCACCGAGCUAUCCUACGCCGGCUACGCCGAGCCCUAGGAUCACCCACUGGAGAUCCACACAUUGUAUUCAAGCCAUGUUCCACCAAAAAUUAGUUCCUAGCUCGUUUAAGAGACCGGCAGCUCCAAGUUCCCAAAUGAAUAACCGAACUCUUACUUAACCCAGACACUCCCAGUGCACAGUGCCACAAAAAACAACUAUGAAGACACGCAGAAUUCAAUACUUUUUAUUUGAUUAUUUUUUAUUUUCUAGUCAGCAUUUUCUUUGCAAGAGAAAACUAAAACGGAAGUUUAUUUGAUUUUAUUUUUAAAUUUCGUCUCUGAAUUAUAUUCAUUACUAUUUCAUAAACAAAAUCCUAAGCCGAACUUUGUAAAGUAUUCUUCAGAUAUCCUGUAUACAUGUACCAUGUAAGGUGUAUUACGCCCCAGCGUCUAACUGUAGAUCCUAAGCUGAAGACCAGACAAUCUUAAGUAACUUUAGAUGUAUGAUAUCCAAGUUGAACGAAGACACAUAAGUUUCUACCUAUAUACCUAUAUACAAUACCAUAGUACGAGUAUUUUUAGCCUAGCUGUAGAUCGUAAACUAUUUUUGAUAUGACCACAACUUUUACGUACACAUUGAAAAUGUUCUACAUUACGAGUAGGUUAAGUGUGGAUAAGCUAACGGAAUAUUUUGAUACGGAAAUGUUUUAUAUUUUUAAGUAAUUUAUUACAUCAGACGAAAUAUGAAAGAAUGAAAUACAUUUUAU